UCAAUCACGUUCUUACUCCUUCCUUUGCCAUUAUAUGUGAGAGCAUCGACCAUAACAUAACUUGCAAGUUUUUGCAGUUCCAUAGACUGAAAAGCAAAUUAUGUUGUGACAAUCUCAACAAUUCAAUCUGUUAUCACUAAAAUAAAAUGAACUAAGUACAAACAAAAGUAAAGAGUAAAAGGAAGAGGGAAUCGCAUCUAUAUCGUUUUAACGAUUCGACCGUAGUCUACAUCCACUGUCGUAUCAAAGAGCAGAAGCAAAUCUUAUUAGGCCACACAUCAAGAUAUGGAGAAGAAAGAUUAGACACGGCAAGUUUAUUGUUUUGGUUAAUUGAAGAGAAGAUUAUGCUCCACUGAUCUCAUUCCGCAGAUUUUACUUCAAUCCCUCCAUUUUGUGUUAACUGUUUUUGUGUAAUGUGGGACCUGAAAUCUCAUAAACUCCUCUAUUUAUUCCCAAAUUCCCACCCCAUUUCUCUUCAAUUUUCUUUGUCCCACACCUCCGACCAUAGCUUCCAACAAACAGCAAUAUAUGCCAUCACAUUAUUGCUCUAGUUUCAUGGCUGCUUUUCUUUUCUUCCUCGUUUCUGUUCUUGUAAUGUCCUCUAGUAGCAUUACUGCUCAGGGUCCACCCUUCCCUGGCUUCUACCCCAGUUCCUCUAUUCAAUCCAGUGGGUUUAGUCAGUAUUUUAGAAACCUCUGGGGUCCUCAGCAUCAAAGGCUUGACGACCAAGGCUCAGUAACCAUUUGGCUCGACAGUACUUCAGGUAGUGGGUUUAAAUCACUGCAAUCAUACCUAUCCGGUUACUUUGGUGUUGCUGUAAAACUCCAAUCUGGCUACACUGCAGGAGUUAUCACAUCAUUCUACCUCUCAAACAACCAAUAUUUCCCUGGAAACCACGACGAAAUUGACCUCGAAUUCCUGGGAACAACACCAGGGAAGCCGUACACUCUCCAAACAAACGUCUUCAUCAGAGGAAGUGGAGAUGGAAACAUUAUCGGAAGAGAAGUGAAGUUCCAUCUCUGGUUUGAUCCCACGCAGAAUUUCCAUCACUACGCCAUUCGAUGGACUCCAUCAGAUAUCAUAUUCUUGGUAGACGAUGUCCCGAUUCGGAGGUAUACAAGAAAGAACGACGCGACUUUCCCAGUAAGGCCACUGUGGGUUUACGGAUCGAUAUGGGAUGCUUCCCAAUGGGCGACAGAGGAUGGGAAAUACAAAGCAGAUUAUCGUUACCAGCCGUUCGUGUCAAAGUACCAGGAGUUCAAAAUAAGCGGGUGCAGAGGGUUGGCGGGGGAGUCUUGCAGGGCAGGAUCUGGGGGGUUGAGCCAAGAGCAAUACAAGGCAAUGGAGUGGGUGCAGAGGAAUUACUUGGUGUAUGAUUAUUGCAAUGAUCCAAAGAGAGAUCACACCCAAAUACCUGAAUGUUAAACCACAAGGAGAAGGAGAAGGAGAAGGAGAAUUGAUCGUAACGGUCAACACUAAAAAUAGUUACAAAAUUUAAGAAAAAGGUGAGGUGUUGAGAUGGUUGGUGAAAAAGGCUUGGGAAAUUACAAUACUAUACUAUACUACUUGUGCGUCCAACCAAAUAUUUGAACUUUGUUUAAAGCUUUUUUCUUUUUUAAUUGUUUCCUAUAUAAAGUGAACAAAAAUAUGUGUGAUUGUUUUUUCUUCUUUUUUCUUUUUUUCUAAUGAAAAAUGUUAUAAUUUUGGUGGAAGAUUUGGAGGAGGAAAGUAAAUUUAGGGAGUU
Messenger RNA from Cucumis sativus (cucumber), 1744 nucleotides. RefSeq names its product xyloglucan endotransglucosylase/hydrolase protein 31. Gene Ontology annotation, biological process: xyloglucan metabolic process; cell wall biogenesis. Gene Ontology annotation, molecular function: xyloglucan:xyloglucosyl transferase activity; hydrolase activity, hydrolyzing O-glycosyl compounds. Bases 529 to 1425 code for a protein of 298 amino acids. The transcript has 4 exons. The record is from RefSeq and is a predicted model, not a curated record. NCBI's taxonomy places the organism in Eukaryota, Viridiplantae, Streptophyta, Magnoliopsida, Cucurbitales, Cucurbitaceae. Gene Ontology annotation, cellular component: apoplast; cell wall.